This is a messenger RNA of Vigna angularis (adzuki bean), 474 nucleotides long. RefSeq lists its product as uncharacterized. The record is from RefSeq and is a predicted model, not a curated record. The transcript is spliced from 3 exons. NCBI's taxonomy places the organism in Eukaryota, Viridiplantae, Streptophyta, Magnoliopsida, Fabales, Fabaceae. The coding region runs from base 1 to 474 and encodes 157 amino acids. Gene Ontology annotation, molecular function: nucleic acid binding; zinc ion binding.
AUGGCGGGUUAUAGGAGGUGUAACAUUUGUCGUAGUGAGGGGCAUUAUGUCAGGGACUGUCCUACUGUCAGGAGGACAGGUCAUCAGACUCAUCAGGCUGGGAGAGCUCAUCCGAGGGGCGGUGCCAGACCGCAGGCUUCAGGCAGGGUGUACGCAUUGGCAGCUAGCUCAAAUUUGGAAUUGGUUGUGAGAGAGUUACAGUAUGAUUUGGUUGUAGCUACUCCGACUUUGGGGUUGGUCAAGACAUCUACUUCGUGUGCUAGAUGUUCAGUGGUGGUAGAAGGGCGUCAGUUCAAGGUAAACCUCAUUUGUUUACCUUUGCAAGGAUUAGAUGUGAUCUUGGGAAUGGAUUGGUUGUCUACCAAUUGUAAUCUUAUUGACUACGUUGAGCAGAGUGGGCAGAGUUUAGAGCACUCAGUUGUGAGUGAUUUCUUGGAUGUGUUUCCUGAGGAAGUGUCGGGGUUGCCUCCUUAG